AAUGCACCCGCUCGUACCCAUAAAUCGAAGCGAAAGAGUUCAUGAUGUUGAUGCUGCUAUUCGUCAGACGGAUUCGGAUGCAGCGUUGGCACGACUAUCCGCAGUUAGGAAAGGCUAUCUGAACGACCGCUUCAUCAGUUCCCUGGUACCUCGGGCGCAGCUACAGCCCCUGCGGCCACCGUUGAUCAAUACUGGCACCUAUGUGCGAUCUGAAGCCAUCGACAGACUUGUGGAACAAUGGCUUGAAAUUUCCAAGCCAGAGGGGCAGCUUUGUCAGAUUGUCAGUCUCGGAGCAGGGAGCGAUACACGGUUUUGGCGUUUGAUGGAUGGACCAUGGAAAGACCAGGUUGGAGCGUAUUUCGAACUCGACUUUCCGGACGUGACCCUGAAGAAAGCAAUGGCCAUUCGCAAUCCGAGAAGUGGGCUUAGCACUACUCUUGGUCAUUCGGAGUUAGAUCUUGGCGGGCAGGCGUUGCACUCGUCCAGAUAUCAUCUUUUGCCAUGUGAUCUUCGCAACCCACCUGCAGAUAUUUUUCCAGGGCUCUUCAAAGAGUAUCUGUCACCUACUCUUCCAACACUUCUGUUGUUUGAAUGCGUACUAGUUUACAUGUCUCCGGAGGCCUCAUCAGCCUUGAUCCAAUGGUUUGUCGGCUUCUUCAGCCCAAGUACCCACACUCCAUCGCCAGGCACUCUGGGAUGUACAGUGUAUGAAAUGUUCGGGCUGGAGGAUGCCUUUGGGCAGGUUAUGAUGAACAAUCUUCGAGCAAGAAAUGUGUCCCUUCCUGGGGCGAAGCCAUAUCCUUCAUUAGAGUCUCUUCCCGCCCGUUUUUCAAGGCACGGAUUCACUUCUGCGAAGGCGCUGACGCUUCGUAACAUCAGAAGUAAUUACAUAGAGCCAUCAGAAUUAGAAAGGUAAGUCUUCUUCUUAUGUCAUACUUAAUACGAUUCAGUAAAUUUCGUUUAUCUGUAUUUGACACAGAAUAUCUAGCCUUGAAAUGCU
This is a messenger RNA of Suillus fuscotomentosus, 1000 nucleotides long. Its product is annotated as S-adenosyl-L-methionine-dependent methyltransferase. NCBI's taxonomy places the organism in Eukaryota, Fungi, Basidiomycota, Agaricomycetes, Boletales, Suillaceae. Gene Ontology annotation, biological process: C-terminal protein methylation. The record is from RefSeq and is a predicted model, not a curated record. The annotation marks the transcript as partial. The transcript is spliced from 4 exons. Gene Ontology annotation, molecular function: protein C-terminal leucine carboxyl O-methyltransferase activity.